UAAUUUUGGGACUGGAAGACUAUAUAGUUAUCUAUAUAUCGAAGAAUGAUUCUAAGACGAUUCAGUCAUGACUUAGUCGUAAAUGACAGCUAGCGUAGUUGUUUUACUCCUGUUGGUCUAACACCAUUUUAGGUUUUCAGUUACUUUAAGGCUUGUAUUAAAGCUUGCUUAUUUACACGAAAGUUGUGCAAAUACACUGUCUUACACACUUAAAGCAUAAUUUUUUUGUUUCAAGUAGCAUAUGGAGUUUUCCGGAGAGAAAGAGAUGAGCAAGAAGGGGGUUGUGGUAUCGAUUGAUGAAAAACCGUCGGAGUGGCGGACGUGGGAGGGGUUGCACCCGGAUAUAUUGGCAUCGAUUUUCUUGAGAUUGGCAGUGGAAGAAAUAUCGAGGUGUGUUCCGCUGGUGUGCAAGCCGUGGAUGGAAGUAGCGUCGGGCCCAUACUGUUGGAUCGAUAUCGAUAUUCAGGCCUGGUGUCGGCGUUGCAAUCGCAGUUUACGUGCGGUUAACCGGGCGGUGAAUAAGCUGAUACGACGGAGCAAUUUUACGGUUGAACGACUGUUUGUCUACCGUAUGGGAUCAUCCGGAUUCUUGUCUGUGGUUAACUGUCCAUGUCUGAAAGUGCUUGAAGUCCCAUUGAGUCGAUUCACUGACACUCUGGUACUGAAUCAUCUAAAACCACUGCCAAAUCUCAGAGUUUUGAAUAUCAACUAUUGCUCCAAGAUCAGUGCCAAAGGCCUUGCAGCAUUCGGUAACCAAUGCAAGUCUUUACUUCACUUGAAAAGAAACCUUCCUCCACAACGUUAUUGGCCUGUUGAUAAUUCCGAAGCAAAAACCAUAGCCGACACCAUGCCAAACCUACAGCGUAUUGAACUCUGUUUUGGUAGUUUUAGUGAUUGGGGUCUUUCUGAAAUCCUUACCAAAUGCAAGUCGCUUACGCAUCUUGACAUUCGUGGGUGUUGGAAUGUGAAGUUGAAUGGUGAUCUCAAGAAGAUGUGUGGAAAGCUUGAGUGUUUUCAGAUCCACCCCAGUGACUUUUCUGAGCAGGAUCAACUUCGUUUGUUUUAUCGUUAUUGGAAGGUUAAUGAGAAUGAGACUGAUCUUUUCGUGGAAUUACAAACUUACUGGAAUGAGAUUAGGAUUCGAUAAUGAGUAAGUAUGCUUGAGUGUUCCCGGAGGACUUUCUUUUUAGCUUUUGAAAUUACUUGUUUGCUUAUACUUAGACGUUACAACUAUUUCCAGCAAUUCACCCUACUCAUGUUUUUUCUCUCUUGCAAUAAUUAGUAUCAUGCAUUAGACUUCAA
Molecule: messenger RNA, 1302 nt
Organism: Lactuca sativa (garden lettuce)
Lineage: Eukaryota; Viridiplantae; Streptophyta; Magnoliopsida; Asterales; Asteraceae
Product: F-box protein FBW2
Molecular function (GO): protein binding
Source: RefSeq, a predicted model, not a curated record